Paramacrobiotus metropolitanus is the source of this 925-nucleotide messenger RNA. RefSeq lists its product as uncharacterized. The transcript has 3 exons. NCBI's taxonomy places the organism in Eukaryota, Metazoa, Tardigrada, Eutardigrada, Parachela, Macrobiotidae. The coding region runs from base 33 to 821 and encodes 262 amino acids. The record is from RefSeq and is a predicted model, not a curated record.
UUCUACUCGUUCUCCGAACAAUAAGCGGCAAUAUGUCUCUUACCAGCACUGCUAUGAUGUCUGAUUAUGGGGCGUAUGGGGGGUCGAUAAAUAAUCAAACAACGGACUUGCCGGACACUGUGCCAACCUUAGUUAAUUUUUUAAUUUUUGGAGCACUUGUAGGCAGCCUGAGCAGUUUACUGUGCGCCAUGGCUUUAUUUGGUGUGCAGAUCCUUUUCAUGCUAAUAACGCUCCCGUUACAUAGCGGUUUAGUUUCUUUAAACCGGCAGUUGAAAAGUCUUUUUCAAAAUUCUGCUGGUUCUUACGAUAAGAGCUUUUUUACCAGGCUUAGUGACCUUUCCACGCAACAUCUGGAAUUAACAGUGCGGAUUAGCGAAUUGGAUAAUGUCUUUGGUCCGAUGUUAUUGUGGCUAUUUGUGUCGGAUCUGUACGUUAUUGUAACGGGAUUAGGCAUCAUCAAAGGCUCAGUGGUCGAUUCCGGAGGCUUGUUUUCGCAGGAAUACACUCCGGAUAAAUUCGUUGGAAGUAUUUGUUUGGGACUGAUACUGCUUGUUCUCCGAAUAUUUUGCGCUGUUCGUGUUGAGGAACAGAGCGGAGCCUUUAGCACCACAUUUGCCAUCCUCAUGGAACGUCAUAGAAUUGCCGAUCGCUGUGGUGGCAAUUACGCAGGCUAUGUUCAAACAGUCAACACUCGGUUAGAAAGGGUAACGGGAACGUUUACCCUUUACGAGCUGUGCCACUUGGACAAAAGCUUUGUUGCAACAGUCAUCGGCGUUAUGUUGACAUACAUAACACUUCUUUGGGAAAUGGAUAAAAAGUAACUGUCACCGUAACAUACAGUAUAGUAUGCGCGUUGCUGUAAGCUGUGAAACGAGACUAUUGGAUCCAGCGCGAGUGAAAUGAGACCAUUGGAAACCGUCAGAUC